Molecule: messenger RNA, 3101 nt
Organism: [Torrubiella] hemipterigena
Lineage: Eukaryota; Fungi; Ascomycota; Sordariomycetes; Hypocreales; Clavicipitaceae
Source: the annotation of a GenBank genome assembly
CGUCAAUCAACGUUAUUCCCAUCAUAUCGACCAUCCAUACGCACCCUUCAUCCUCAAAUACAUAUAGACAUCUAUUUUGCAUCGCUGCAUGCUCCCAACGCCUCAGACUCGAGCUCCGCGACCGAUAAAUUAUUCCGGCAAUUGAUCUUGCGUCUCUGGCAGGGCUGUAUGAGGAGUUGGACCGACUCGCAGCCUUCACGAGACGCGCAACGAGUUGGGCAAGGAACUGCCCGCUCCUGUCCUCCAUCGCUCUCUCCUUGCGGAUUUCCAUCGCCUAGCUUUUCCUUAUGACGGCCGUAGCGAAUGCCCCAGCUUUCCCACAACUGUCGCGUUCAGCAUGGAACGGAACAAUUAGUGGGAACAAUACAGUCAACGCAGACGACGUGCGAGGCAUGUUUGCCCCUCGGAAAAAUCUAGCUCGCUCAUCUUCAUCAUCUUCAAUUUCCUCCGAUUCCUCAGGCACCUCCGUUGCCACCAACGGCUCUCUGGCCAACGGGGGCUCUCUUUCCUCGACAUCUGACCUGAGCCAAUGGUCUACUAGCAGUUUGCAGCAGAGAAAGAGACCGCAGCAGCCGACAAAUGUUUGGCCAGUUAGCAAACAAGACAGCCAACAAGAUUUAUCCCGCUUACCCAACGGCCGGCCAAAUGGUAUGAUGAACGCUCACGGAAUCAUGCAACAAAAUGGCGGAGGACCGCAAUCCCAGAUGGGUCAACAAUUACGACCAGUGGUAGCUGAGCUAGCUCCUGGACAACCAGUUCUUUAUUUAUUAUCACUGAAUGGAACUUUCGAACGAAAGACGAUAGCAGUACCGUUUGCGCCUGAGAGUCUGCGCAUAGGUCGCCAGACGAACCAAAAAACAGUACCAACACCCACCAACGGCUUUUUUGAUAGCAAAGUUCUGUCAAGACAACAUGCCGAAAUCUACGCCGAACGCAGUGGCAAAGUAUUCAUUCGCGAUGUCAAAUCAUCGAACGGUACUUUUGUCAAUGGCACACGGCUUUCCCAAGAAAACCGCGAGUCCGAACCGCACGAGCUCCAAACCGCAGAUCAUCUGGAGCUCGGCAUUGAUAUUGUCAGUGAAGACCAAAAGACUGUGGUUCACCACAAGGUAGCUGCAAAGGUUGAGCAUGCCGGGUUCUUAGCUGCAUCAAACAAUGUGCUCGAUAUGAACUUUGGAGAUCUCGAUCCUGCGAAUGGCUCGACCAUGUUAAGUGGUGUCGCCAUGCAAAUGCGUGGGCGCAACGGAUCCAAUGCCCCAGUAGCUAACAAUGGCCGACCCAUGCACAAUGCACCUAUAAAUCAACAAGCGAACAACAUGCUUCAGCAGCGACCAUUCUUCAUGGCACCAAUUGCAACAGAUCAAAUAAUGAAGCGGCUCACUGCCGAAAUGCGAAGUGCAAGGCUACAAGCGCAAGACUUGGGUCGUACCAAUCAGUUUCUUAGCACGCUCUUGUCAAAGGACGAUCUAAAGGAGCUUGAUAGCCACGAUGCGGCGGAAGCACAAAAACUGCAACCAGUUACAAAUGGUAGUGCCGUCCCGUUACGGCCAGACACCAAGGCCAGAUUUUCCGACCCCCCAGCACCUCCACCACAGCAACCUUUACCUGAAAAGCCCGAUUCUCCAGCUCCGAAACGUGGACUUUCAGAGCGUCCAAAAUCUGGACAGUCGCUGUCUUCACCUAUCAAACAAGACAACCUCAGUCAAAUUAUUCAGCUUACAGAAGCACUAAAUAAUGCGAAGCGAGAUAUCGAUGUUCAAGCCGCCAGAAACCGAGAACUAGAAGAGCUGCUCCAGCAAGAGCGCCAGGCUCGGGAGGUGGCGGAGGGUCUUGCCAGGCAGCUUGAGGAAUCCACCACUGUACAGGUGAAUGGUUCUACCAAGGCACAUGACCAGCCAGAGGAUACCACGAAGGAAUUACCAGUGGUGAUAGCGGAUGCGCCAGAGCAAGAGGUGGAACAACCAGUGCCCGAAACCGUACCAACUCCCAGCGUGGAUAAUGUGGCUGUGUUUGAAUCUCGCAUCCUGACGAUGGAAUCCCAGAUGGAGGAGAUGAAGCAACAGCUCGCCCAAUGGAAGCAGCGUUGUGAAGCUGCUGAGACGGAGCGAGACAGCAACCGCAAAUCGUUGGAAGAGAUGGUUAUCCAGCUACGCGCUGAAGAAGCACGCCGAAAGGAAUCUGAGAACGCAGCUCAGACCAAAUCCGCCGUGCAAAAACUUCCCAACCCCUCGGCAUCUACCAAUGGCAGCAUCACCGCAGAGGAGGCUACAGAGAAGGAGCCUCCCAGCAAUCGCUCAUCUAUAUCAGACGACAGCCCAACGUUGUCGAGAACAAACACCAUCACACCGCAGAACGCAAACAUGGGCUUAACUGCCCACGGCCAGCGUUAUAACGCAAGCCUUCCCUAUGCGUCUAUGUUUGGUGUUGUCUUGAUCGGAAUGGGCAUGAUGGCGUACAUGAAUGGCUGGCAGGCACCGCAACCCCCGAGGGUCGACCACUAAAACCAGCCAUCAAUCAACAUAACAUAUUGGUGCUUUGCCAAAACCAAGUCAUGGCACACUUUGUACAACCUUUUUAUUCUUCCACGAUGUCAUAUACUUCAAAUAUUUGUUGCAGAACACGGGCGAUUCAAGUUUCUGGAAAUCUUUGGCGAUGCACUUGAGCAAAGAUGCCUUCAGCUUUAUACUUGAAGUGUCUUUAUAUUUUGUUUCUUUAUAUGGCAUAACGAAUCGGCGUUUUAUGUUUCUCCCAGUUUGACAUUAACGAAAUCAGCAUGGUGGAAAUUGUUAUGGGGAAGCGAAUGAUCAGAGGCACAUUGUUAAUAGUUGGAACGGCCGUUAGCAUCUUGAUAAACGAGUUGUCUUCUGGCCCAGAGAUCGUACUAUAUGAUAUAUUCUUUUUGUCUGUUAGCGUAUUUAGCAUGCAUAUAUGCGGAGCAAUGCGAAUUGUUUGCACAUUUGUACUUUCACCGCCCAAUUCUUGUAAAUACGACUAAUGUGUGUAUGCCGUAGUAACAUUUGUAGAGCUAAAGUGCAUUUUGGGGGUUGUAGUUGACGAUUGACUUAGUGAUGGACGGUGCAUAACACAGUGGGCGGACGGGC